This is a messenger RNA of Dicentrarchus labrax (European seabass), 2311 nucleotides long. It is a transcript of the gene slc25a15b, whose product is annotated as solute carrier family 25 member 15b. Gene Ontology annotation, biological process: mitochondrial L-ornithine transmembrane transport. The record is from RefSeq and is a predicted model, not a curated record. Gene Ontology annotation, molecular function: L-ornithine transmembrane transporter activity. The transcript has 7 exons. NCBI's taxonomy places the organism in Eukaryota, Metazoa, Chordata, Actinopteri, Moronidae. The coding region runs from base 292 to 1197 and encodes 301 amino acids.
UCUAUCAUGAAACAACCUCUAGCUUCUCCUCAGCACCAUUAUCACUGAUGGUCGAUCCAUUCAUUGACCCCAGUGGCUGACCACAAAGGGCUUACAUGUUGCAGAUGAGAUAACAUUAGGGUAAACUUUGGACGUUUGACCCGCGGCUAUAAGUGAGGACUGUCUGCCAUAUGUUUGAAACACAGACUGUAACGUUAGCUCACCCGCAGCGGCACUCCGAGUCCGACCCGUCGCUCUCCUCUAAGGUAGCUGAGAGGAAGGGAAACCUCUUCUAUCAACUUCUUGGACGCCAUGGCCCCACACCCGGUGGUCCAGGCCAUUAUUGACCUCUCCGCGGGAGCCAUAGGGGGGGCUGCAUGUGUCUUCAGUGGGCAACCUCUGGACACAGCAAAGGUCAAGAUGCAGACCUUUCCUAAGAUGUACCGGGGUUUCAUCCACUGCAUCUCGUCCACCUACAAACAAGUGGGCCUGCGAGGCCUCUACCAGGGCACCACGCCGGCACUCAUGGCCAACAUCGCAGAGAACUCUGUGCUCUUCAUGAGCUACGGCUUCUGCCAGCAGGUCAUCCGCUUUAUGGCUGGACUGCACAGUGAGGCUGUGCUGAGUGACACGCACAAAGCCUGUGCUGGCUCCGUAGCAUCCAUCUUCUCCUCGCUAGUACUCUGCCCCACUGAGCUUGUCAAGUGUCGGCUGCAAGCCAUGUAUGAGAUGGAGGCAUCAGGCAAGAUCGCUAAGAGCCAGAACACAGUGUGGUCUGUGGUUAAAUCAAUCAUGAGGAAUGAGGGACCGCAGGGCUUCUUCCAGGGCCUGACCACCACCAUAGCCAGAGAAGUCCCGGGUUACUUCUGCUUCUUCGGUGCCUACGAGCUCAGCCGCACCACCUUUGCGGACCACAUGAAAUGUGAAAAAGACGACAUAGGUGUGGCUCCUAUCGUGUUCAGCGGAGGCUUGGGGGGUGCCUGCCUGUGGCUCGUGGUCUAUCCUAUGGACUGCGUCAAGUCUCGGAUCCAGGUCAUGUCUAUGACGGGCAAACAGGCAGGGUUCUUCAAAACCUUCAUGACCAUUGCUCGUACUGAAGGUGUGAGGGCUCUCUACUCUGGUCUGACCCCCACCAUGGUCCGCACCUUCCCUGCCAAUGGAGCACUGUUCCUGGGUUAUGAGGUCAGCCGGAAGCUCAUGAUGAAGCAGUUUGACUGACGAAAUAUGCACAGCACAAAUGAACGACUGGUGAACUGGGAGUGAACUAUAGCCAUAUAACCUCAUCCAAACUCCAGUUGAAGCGUUGAAGCUUAUUAUGUGUGGGAUGUGGUUUUUACCAUUUCCUGCUUUUGUUAAAAGUACCUAAAACUGCCACACUCCAUCUCUCUCAGUAUUUACAUCGUUUAAAAUAUAGAUAAAAUGUAUUUUCUAGAUUUAAAGAUUUAAAUAUCAUUUGUUUUUAACACUCCAACAACACUACUGCUGACUUGAAACGUAAACACGUAUAUGAGGAAGAUAUAUGUGUAGCACAAUAUUGAGCAAUCUUAUUCAGCCUCCAGUUUAUUGUUUUGGGUCUACCUCAACAAAGUUGUAUGUGCACAGAAAUGCAAUUUUCUGCCAGUUAUUUCAAAUCAUUCUUUACUUACAUGUGUAAGGAAAUGCUCCGUUAGAUUAAGAGGUUGUCUUGAUGCACAAAACCUUGUUUUAGCUCACUACACAAAGAUUUUAUUUAAAAAAGGCAUAUAUUAAUUCAUUUAAGCUGUCUAUAAUUUUCAAUUAAGGAAUCGUUCUCAGUCUCAGUUUUCUGAUCAAAUCUUUGUAUAUUUAGCUAAAGUGACAUUCUGGUAGCAUAUAUGCUAAAACAUUUGCUUACUUUUCAGGCUUACAGGUUUCAUCUGACACAGUCAGCAGGUGUUUUUGAAUUUGAGCCUAAUCUUAUUCUAUCGUACUGUUUUUGUAUUGACAUGUUUUAUUCCACCCCUGUUGUGAUUACGUUUCCAUUCUUUUGGGACUCAGCAUCUGCCUUUUAAUUCACCACAUUUUGCCUUUUUGUUGUGUAACCUUUAUUGUUCUGUACAAGUCAAUGAGAAAAUAACAGAUGCCUCAUCAAAUGUGCCAUUUGCACACUUUAUCCACGUGCAGGGUUUUUUCCCAGUGUGCUUAGUAGUUGGCAUUUCAGAAAUCUCAGUCAUAUUCCUUUAAUGUUCAUUGAGAAAUAUAGGUAUUUUAAAAUGCUAAUUGUUUGAGAUGACAUUGAAAUGUUUGUACAGAUAUCAAUCCUGAUAUUCCCUGUAGUAAUACAAUCUACAUUAAAGGUGUCAUUGAAGUACAA